Molecule: messenger RNA, 1461 nt
Organism: Arvicola amphibius (Eurasian water vole)
Lineage: Eukaryota; Metazoa; Chordata; Mammalia; Rodentia; Cricetidae
Gene: Slc39a3
Product: solute carrier family 39 member 3
Exons: 4
Coding region: 339-1292 (317 amino acids)
Biological process (GO): zinc ion transmembrane transport
Cellular component (GO): plasma membrane
Molecular function (GO): zinc ion transmembrane transporter activity
Source: RefSeq, a predicted model, not a curated record
CGGGGCGUGGGCAGGGGCUUGCAGCCCCGGGGGUCUCGGCUGGUCCGCUGCAGCGGGGUCCGGACGGCGCGGCGGUUGGCGGUAGGCGGCACAAGCCGGAGGCUCAGGGGCCUGGCGGAGGGAGAUCUACCGAGUCACAUAGGAACAGCCUACACUUUGGCCACCACAUCCGCUCAGCCAGCUGUCACCUCACACCUGCUCUGCACCAGGCCUCGAGCUGCCGGGCAGAGCCAUGAGCCCCAAGGCCUGCGGCUGGGGCCGGUAGCCCCGGAAGCUCUGGUGUGUGACUCCAUGUGUGGUUUGGCCCUGCGGUGACCAGCGUGACCCUGGUGGCCAUCAUGACUAGGCUCCUGGUGGCAAAGCUCCUCUGCAUGGUGGGCAUGUUCUUCUUCAUGCUGCUGGGUUCGCUGUUGCCCGUGAAGGUCAUUGAGGCCGACUUCGAGAAGGCGCACCGCUCGAAAAAGGUCCUCUCUCUGUGUAACACCUUCGGGGGUGGUGUCUUCCUGGCCACGUGUUUCAACGCACUGCUGCCCGCAGUGAGAGAUAAGCUGCAGCAGGUGCUGAGCCUGGGCCACAUCAGCACGGACUAUCCGCUGGCCGAGACACUCAUGAUGGUGGGCUUUUUCCUCACCGUGUUUGUGGAGCAGCUGGUGCUGACCUUCCGCCGGGAGCGGCCGCCUUUCAUCGACCUGGAGACCUUCAACGCAGGCUCGGACGCCGGCAGCGACUCAGAGUAUGAGAGCCCGUUUGUGGGUGCGGGCGGCCGCGGCUGCGGGCUAUAUCCCGAGCCCACAGCGCACACACAUGGUGCAGGGCUGCGGCUGCGGGAGCUAGGACGCCCCGGCCCGCUGCGGCUGCUCAGCCUGGUAUUCGCACUGUCGGCACACUCGGUGUUCGAGGGCCUGGCGCUGGGGUUGCAGGAGGAGGGUGAGCGUGUGGUCAGCCUGUUUGUGGGUGUGGCCGUCCACGAGACGCUGGUGGCCGUGGCCCUGGGCGUCAGCAUGGCCCGCAGCGCAGUGCCCCUGAGGGACGCAGCCAAGCUGGCAGUGACUGUGAGUGCCAUGAUCCCCGUGGGCAUCGGGCUGGGCCUGGGCAUCGAGAGCGCCCGCAGCGUGGGUAGCAGUGUGGCCUCGGCGCUGCUGCAGGGCCUGGCCGGUGGCACCUUCCUGUUCGUCACCUUCCUGGAAAUCCUGGCCAAGGAGCUGGAGGAGAGGAGCGAGCAGCUGCUCAAGGUGCUCUUCCUGGUGCUGGGCUACGCCGUCCUGGCCGGCAUGGUCUUCCUCAAGUGGUGACGGCCGCUCGCCUGCCUUGUCACCUGCUGCUGCUGCCCACCCGAGCUGUGGGUGUCCUGCGCCAGCCACACUCCAGGGCCACGGUCCACACUGGGGGCUUCUUGCACUCCACCCACUCCUGGCGCCACUGAAAAUGCUUUCAAAAGAAGUCUUAAAGUUCUUUACCAAA